This is a messenger RNA of Porites evermanni, 2335 nucleotides long. The record is from the annotation of a GenBank genome assembly. NCBI's taxonomy places the organism in Eukaryota, Metazoa, Cnidaria, Anthozoa, Scleractinia, Poritidae.
GAUAUAAACGAGUGCAAUAACAACCCUUGCAAGAACGGAGCUACCUGUGAAAAUCUUCAAGGAAGUUAUCGCUGCAAAUGUAAACCAGGAUUUACCAACAAGAACUGUCAAACAGGUAAUUGGUUUUUUACUUAAUAAACAAACAAUGGUGAGCUAACAGGCUGCCCUCGCGAUAUUUUACCAAAAAACUUACAACAAGGUUAUUUGCUAGUAUGGACUGAAUUUAAAAAAGCCUCAAAAAUUUCGGCCUUAAACUCUCAGAGGUAUAGUAUAACAUAAAGAGAGCGUGCACUAGGAACUGCCCUUGUGUAUUGAUCGAGCUCUACUCGUGCACAUGAACAAAGGACGGAGUUUGAUGUCUCGCACUGAGCAUUUACGCGCCUAGACCCGCCUGAGCGCCUCCACUCUGAAGUCUGUUGUGCAGUUUAUCUAGAAGCAUUAUAUUAAUAUUAUGGGAUAAAGCGCUCCCUGGCUCCAAUAACAUUCAAAAUGGCCGCCAUCUUGGAGUUGACUGAAAGUUCAGAUUUUGUUCAAUUGGAAGGUUAACUAGUUAUUUUUUGUGCUUGAGGGUGUAAAUGUGCUUAUUCAAAAAGUUAUUAAACAAAACUAAGUGUUUUAUGCUAAGAAUGACUUUAUUCUUGCCGUCAUAGAUGUAAAUGAAUGCAAAGGAAAACCCUGUAAAAACGGGGCCACGUGUGUGAAUACAUUUGGGAGUUACCGCUGUCGGUGUGCAUCUGGGUACAAUGGCCAACAUUGCGAAGCAGGUAUUGUGGCUCCAUUUAUUUUCUUCAUAAGCCCAUCCUAACAAGGUGACAAUCUUGUACGCGCUUCGUCAAAGAAGGAACUUGUUUAGGCUUCGAGUAUAUGAAGGGGUAGGAACAACUGUCAUUUCUAAUUUUUAAAAGAGUAUCUAAAAGUAUUUCAAAGAUACACAUCUUAUGAUUGCCGAAAUAUUUGUUUAGGGGCAGUUAGAGCCGUUAAAAUUAAUGUUGAAGAUUUACGCUAAAUGAACAAAUCAAUACAAGACUAAAGAAACUAAUGAAGAUACAGACUAAAAGACUGUAUAAAGUGAUGACAAUAUCAAUGUUUUUGGUUUUUGUCGUUUUUUUGUUAAAGAUAUCGACGAAUGCAAAUCUAAGCCAUGCAUUAACGGAGGCAGAUGCAAAAAUCUUCCCGGAAGCUAUCGCUGUAAUUGCCGACCUGGAUUUAUGGGAUAUCAUUGUCAAACAGGUAAUGAUAUUGAUAUCAGUUUUGUGUGUUUAACAAGAAACCCUGUUUAUUGUUGUAAUUAUCUCGUUCAUAAUUAAACAUGUUCUUUACAUCAAAUUCGUAUUUCGUUCUUCGAAAAGUAAGCUUGUUCCAUGACCAGAGAUAUGGUAUUUGUAAUAAAUUGUAUACACUCUCAGUUUUGUUAUCCCCAUGAAUUUAGAUAUUUUUUUAGCAUCCUGUUAUAGCAAAACCGUUCCCCUCCACCCUAGACCGACCCUGUCUGCUUGAAAUUUGGUGAAACAUUUGUUCCUCUAAAUUUUCAGAUAUCGACGAGUGUUACAGUGCUUACAAUCCUUGCAGAAACGGAGGAACUUGCGUGAACUUUGUCGGAGGCUAUACUUGUCAUUGUAAAGCUGGAUAUUCUGGAAUCAAUUGCGAAAUUGGUGAGAAACGUCACUCUUUAAUUAAAAUUUGAACAAACCAAGACAUCAUUCUUCAAGCAACUUGACGAAAAAAUGCCAAUAAUGUUCUUUCUCCUAACAGUUGACCUCAUCGUCAAUCGUCAUAAUCGUAACCAUAAUCAUAAUCAUCGUCAUCAUCAUCAUCUAGUCAGUAAUCAUUAUUGGCUAUUAAAUGUUCUUAUCCUCAAAAGAUAAAAAACAAAUUGUAACUACAAGCUUUCCCGCAUCCACUUUCUAGCUAUCCUUACACACUGAAAAUCAUACUGAAGGGGUUUGCUCUACCCUUUUUGUUAGAACCUCGCUUCGAAUUUCAGCCCUUUAAAAAAAAAAGAUAAUAAUUAAUGUUCUGUUUGAACAUAAUUGUGUUUAUAGAUUAUAAAAACCUUGGCUGCUAUAAAGAUACUUCAAGCCGGGCAAUUCCCACUCUCGAAGGCAACGAUACCAUUUUAGAUGGUCAAUACUCCAGUCGUAAAAACCCGAUAGCUAAGUGCGCUUUAGCGGCUCGCAAGAAAGGUUACAGGAUGUUUGCAAUUCAAGAUGGAGGAUGGUGUGCAUCUAGUGCGACUGCUGGGAAAACAUUUAACAAAUAUGGCAAGAGCAAUGCGUGCCGACAAGGAGAAGGUGGUGCUUGGGCAAAUGAUGUGUACAUUCUCCAAGGUCAGUGA